Messenger RNA from Hydra vulgaris (swiftwater hydra), 1358 nucleotides. The record is from RefSeq and is a predicted model, not a curated record. Lineage: Eukaryota; Metazoa; Cnidaria; Hydrozoa; Anthoathecata; Hydridae.
ACUAAAAAAUUUUAGAAGUAAAUUUUACCUUCGCAACGGAUAAAAAAAUAAAAACUUUCUGGUUGAAAUGGAAAGUAAAUCUUCCAAUAAAACCACUUCCAAUAAAAGGUUAAGAAGUACUAAUAAAAGCAAAAAGAAAAGAGAAAAUCUUAAAAAAAUAAAAAGCAUCAUCCAACAAGAAAAUUGUGACGUACUACUAAAUGGAAAUUAUGAUGAUUGUGAAAUAAAUCUUUCACAAAAGAUCUUCGAUGAUUCAACCAAUAUAAAUCUCAUAGAAAAUAUUGAAAAUUCAAAUAAAAAAAACUCUGGAGAAAAUAAUUGUGAAAAAAAUGAGAAUAAAAUUGAUGUUAAAGCUAAACUUGAUGAAAAUGUCAAACAGAACAUUGCUCAACACAUUGAUUCAUUCAAGCAGACAACUGAUUUUAAUGUUUCUGACACCAAAAAUAACGCUGAUUGUUCUCAAAUUGCUGUUCAAUUAACUCAAGAAACCAUUUCUACAUAUAGUUUUUGUAAUGAAGUUAUCUUAAACAACACCCAGAUUGUCAAUGAAAAAGAAAUUGUAUUAAACAACACCCAGAUUGUCAAUGAAAAAGAAAUUGUGGAAAGUAAUAGUUUAGAUGUUUCUGAUUCACAACUUUAUGGCAUUGAAGUUGAAGAUUAUGAAGAAUCUACAAAAGUUGCUAUUGAAAAAAUGAUCAAAUCAGAAAACUUUGGAAUAUCAGUGUGGGCGGAUGAUAGCAAGUUGCUUGCAGAUCUAACCUAUAUAAAGUCACCAAGGCCAGAAUGUUGUUAUGGAAUCUGUGCAUUGGUGUGUUGAUGCUAUUUUGCUGCUUUUUGGUACAGCUUGGUUAUUUUUUUGGUAUGAGUAAAUCUUUUUACUUUUUUACAGUCAGAUAAUCCGGGGUUCUGCAGAUAUGAUUUAUGAAUUUCAGAGGAUAACGUUUUAUUCUCAAAUUCCUUUUUCUUCCAGGUCCUGAUUGUUAAAGAUGAUGAUGGUUAUUCCUUGUCAGAUUUCACAACCAGAGAAACAGUUGACUAACUUUGACUAGUUUAGAAAUAGUUUUAUAUGAUGAUUCAGUAUUUUUUUAAGUAAAUGCGCAAAAUUCUUUUAUGGCUCAUUAGUUCUUUUAAAAGCAUACUUGAUUAUAACCUUUCAGCAAGUUUUUGUUUAUGUUUUUUGUAAAAUAGAAAUAUUGGGCUUUGUUUUUGUUUAAAAAGUUUUUUUAUAAUUUUUAUUUUGUUGUUAAUUUAAAGCUCUUAAGGUUGAGUCAAUUUUCCUCAGUAACAUUUUGAUAUGAACCUAAUGUGUAAGAAAUGGUAAAGGGUGACCUUUUUCAAAAGAUAAAUUAAACCAAUAA